GCCGUAGAGGCGUCUGUCCCUCGGUGUUGAGGUGUUGUGUUCUGCUCUUCUCCAGACGCGGAGCUCACACCGGAGGAGCGUGUCCACGGGGUGAACAUGGUGAACGGGACUCGAGCUCAGUUUGUUUUCACCUCUGCAGAGUCUGAGCGGGACUUUUACAGAAGAACUUCUUCUUCUCAGAACAAGGACCGUGAGAGUCGAGCUCGAUAAAGUUUCGGAGGUUGUUUCGUUUCCUCUCAGCCUGUCUCAGACCCGGGCAGAGACAUGGCUCUGUCCCAGAUCCAGUGUCUGGACGAUAACCACGUGAACCCGCGCACGCACGAGUCCAAGCCUGAGUUCCUGUACUGUGAGGAGCAGCGGCUCGCGCUCGAGACUCUGCUGUGCCAUGGGCGCGAGGCGUUCUUCAAACAGCUGGAGGCGCGCGGGCUGCGGGGCUUCCUCUCGGACCUGGAGCUCGAGGCUUUGGCGGGAAACGUGGAGCCCUUUGACCCCGGGGUGGACCUUUACCACGAGGACCCCGAGCACGAGCAGACCCCUCUGUCCCUGCAGUACUGGCCCGACCUGUCGGACACGUCCACCCCGGAGCUGGACAUUGGCUGGCCGGACAGUGAGGCGUACCGCGGGGUCACGCGCACCACCGUGCACGCGCAGCCCCCUUUGGACGGACACACGCACAUCAAAGAGGUCGUGAGGAAGAUGAUUGCGCAGGCGCAGAAAGUUAUCGCUGUGGUGAUGGAUGUCUUCACUGAUGUGGACAUUUUCAGAGAUCUGCUGGAUGUCUCAUACAAAAAGAAGGUGUCGGUCUACAUUCUUUUGGAUCACGCCUCCGUGCCACACUUCCUGUCCAUGUGCCAGCGAGCCAACAUGCACACUGGACAUCUCAAGAACCUCCGUGUGCGUUGCUGCGGUGGAAUUGAAUUCCACACUCACUCCUGCACAAAGGUCAUAGGUCACAUGGGUCACCGCUUCAUGUUCAUCGAUGGAGACAAGGCCGUAUCAGGCUCGUACAGUUUUACUUGGAUGUCCUCCCGGCUGGACCGAAACGUCAUCACCGUGGUAACCGGACAAGCAGUGGACGCCUUCGACCGCCUGUUCCGCUUCCUCUACACCACCUCCUCCAGGCUGGUCGACCUGCAGCGAGUGGCGACCGAGCCAGAGCCGGAGCACAACCCCGUACCACAACCCGCCUCUGUGCCAACGCCAUCUGCCGCCGUUGCUAGGAAACUGUACAACCCCAAAUACGCUCUGCUUACUGUUGGCAACGGCAGUUUCAGCCCGUCUACCUCCCCUGGCAACAAUAGCCCCAAAGAGUCCCAGAAAGACACCAAAAACGAGGGGGCAACCAAAAAGGGGCAUAAGAGGCAGCGUAAGGAUACUGUACAGGAAGCUCUGCCCUGUCACCCUGGACUUGUGGAUUUAGAAAAAGUGUAUUUAUUCGAUUACCUUCCUACCUGGCCCGAGCCCGACCCUCCCUCUGAUGUUAUUGGCUUUAUCAAUAUCCGCGAUACGAGCAAGCCUAACCAAGUUCAUCUACAGCGUUCUGAGAUGUUCGAAGUCAGCCAAGCCAUCCGGUUUAGCAGUCCGUUUAGCAUGCAGAAGGAAACUCUACCGGAGGUUGCCACGCCGAGAAACGUAACUGCUCCUAAACAUGAAGAGAGUUCGCCACAACCGCAACAGAAAACACCAUUAGAGGCAAUUACUCCUAAGACUAAAAACCUUUCACAGUCAGUAUUUGACAAAGAAACUGCAAAAGCUCCCGGCAAAAAAACACCUCCCCAGUCACCUGCAAAGAAGAUUCACAGCACCUCGGCAAACUUGCACACACCUCCACAACCUGUUAAAACGGUGACGACUCCAACUGGUAGCGCCGACAGCCCCAAGACUGCAGCAAUAACGACAACUUCAAACCGCAAAAGCACACUUCAAAACAGGAACGGCGCUGAAACGAACAAUGCCCCUAAAGUAUUCGCCCUAAGUGACUCAAACUCUCAGAUAAAAACGCAGAAACACACCUCUAAUGAUAAUACUUCUCCAACUGGGUAUAUUCCUGUCACUUCUACCUCUGUUUCUGCCAAUUACCAACUUUCUCAAGCUACUGCGGUGCAUUCAACCUUGACGAGCGAUAGCCCAACAUUGACCACUAUUAGCACUUCCGCUUCGCAGCUUAACACAAAUUCCCCUAUAGCGCAUUCCCCCGUAACAUCCCCUCCAAUUCCGAAGCCGCGCACAGUCCAGCUAGUCGUUAAAGACAGCCCGGGAAAUGGUCAGAAAAUACCGGAGGUCAGCUUUGUAAAGAAAGACAAUAUAGUGGGAAAGGUAACUGCAGUAGACAAUGAGACCCCUGUCGCUAUAGUGUGUGCUCCAAAAGAAACUGAGAAGGUCCCCAAGCUAGCUGACAAAAGCGCUAGCAAAUUGAUCCAGCCAAAAAGCACAGAGAGCAGUGCUGUAAACGACUGUUCCCAGGAAAAAGAAAGCAAGAAGUCCCAAGAGGUGGGGAGAGAGGAUGCAGGAGACAAAGCAGAGCCACAACUGUUAGCUAGCAGCAAAGAAAUGGCAAAGACGGAAAGUGAAGCUAACAAGGGGCUAAUAGAAGCUAAAAUGCAUAGUGAUAAGGGUUUUCUAAAAAAGAAUGAGGUUAUUAUUAACUCACCAGGUUUAAUCAUAAAAACUAGUGAUUUCCUGGACCAUAAACUCGAGGAAAUUCCCAUUAGAAACAGCACUGUAGCUAAAGUGCAAAGUCAAGCUAGUAGCAAAGUAGGUGGGAGUCACCAUGCUAGGGCUAGUUUACCACAGAGAAGAACAUUUUCAAUUUCUGAAGAAAAAACAGACUUAUUAAAAUCCCCAACGAACAGGUCUCCAACUUUAAAAAGUAAAUCAGACAGCACGCCCACAAUUGUUGCAGAACCUCAAGGAGACAUUUUAAAAGUUGACGAAAGUGGGGCAAAAACAGCUAAAGUUAACAGUCGUUCCCCUUUACUAUCACCCGGAGAACCUAAAAAAACAGUGCAAACAACAGAUUCACCAACCUCUGAAAAAGAACCUCGAACUCAAAGAGCGUAUUCAAGUUCAGAAGAAAAUCUAGACUUAUUAAAUUCCCCAACUAACAAGUCUCCAAUUUUAAAAACGAAAUCAGAAAGCAUUCCCACAAUCACUGUAAACUCUGAAAGUGAUAUUUUGAAAGUUGUCGAUGAAAGUGUGUCUAAAACUGUAAAGUUGAACAGUCGGUCUCCUCCAUUAUCGCCCAAAGUACCUAAAAAACCACCGCAUUUGCAAUUGAACCUGAACACCUUGCAAAUGGCAGAUUCAGCAACCUCCGAAAAAGAACCUCGAACUCAAAGAGCAUAUUCAAGUUCAGGAGAAAAUAUAGAGUUAUCCAGUUCCCCAACUAACAAGUCUCCGAUUUUAAAAACAAAAUCAGAAACUAUUCCCACAAUCUCUGUAAAAGCCGAAUGUGAUGUUUUAAAAGUUGAUGAAAAUGUGGUGAAAACUGCAAAAUUGAACAGUCGGUCUCCUCCAUUAUCGCCCAAAGUACCUAAAAAACCAGCGCAUUUGCAACUGAACCUGAAAACCUCACAAAUGGCAGAUUCACCAACCUCCAAAAAAGAACCUGGAGUACAAAUAACACAUUCAAGUUCAGAAGAGAAUACAGACUUAUUAAAAUCCCCAACUAACAGGUCUCCAAUUUUAAAAACUAAAUCAGAAACCGUUCCCACAAUUGCUGCAGACGUUUUGAAAGUUGACGAAAGUGUGGCGAGAACUGCGAAAUUUAACAGUCGCUCUCCUCCAUUAUCACCUAGAGUACCUAAAAAACCAGCGCAUUUGCACCAGAACAUCUUGAAACCGACAGAUUCAGCAACCUCUGAAAAAGAACCUCGAGCUCGAAUAACGUGUCCAAGUUCAGAAGAAAAUACAGACUUAUUAAAAACCCCAACUAACAGGUCUCCAAUUUUAAAAACUGAAUCAGAAACCGUUCCCACAAUUGCCGCAGAUGCUAAAGGUGACAUUUUGAAAGUUGACGGAAGUGUGGCGAAAACUACAAAAUUCACCAGUCGCUCCCCUCCCGGAGGAAUACCUAAAAAAACAGCGCAACUGACAGAUUCAACAACCUCUGAAAAAGAUCAUCGAACUCUACUUGCACAAAGAUAUAGCCCUAUUCUGGAUGGAUUCCCCCUUUCCGUUCCAACUUCUGAUUCCCGACAUUCCCGCACCCCAGAGUUUCGAACGCCAACUUCGGAUGUAAGCGACGGGUGCGGAUCCACGACGUCUGAUGAGUUUUAUGAAUGUAGUGAAUCUCCUUUUCGAGAGUCUAUUGAGCAAGUGCCAUUUUACAGCCUCAGUCCGUUGGAAGACAAAGAUUCUGUCUUCAGUAGCAACGACACGACUAUGUCAAGUAGUGAAACACUGAACUUAUCCAAUAAAGGAUCCCUAUCUUCUAGUCUGGAGAAAAUAGAUGAUGAGAAAAUGUUGACAAAGAAAAAUACGCAAGGAAGUGAAGAAAUCGGUAAACAGGAUGACAGUUUAGAGUUGCAAGAAAUAAAAGACAUUAACCAGCCCAAAGGAAAGAUAGCGCCGAACCAGUCAGUCGUGGUGGAGCAAAGUUUAACUCCAAAGCUAAAUAACGAGGCCACAGAGGCUAAGCGGAUGUCGGCGCGUGAGCUGAAACCCAAAAGGGUGUAUUCCCGAGCAGAGAGACCCGACAAAGUGCCCGCGGAUGGAGAGAAGACGGGACUCAGCACCAGUGGAGUGGAGAGGAGAGAGACAGCACCUUCGGCUAACAAGGAUCCCGAGGGACACAAGCAGCAGCAAAGAGACUUCACAACACAAAUGCAAACCCACUUAACCCAGCAAACCACACCCCCCCGUUCCCUCUCCGUCUCCCAGUCCACCUUGGUUCACCCAAUGGGUCACCAGAGGAAGAUGUCUGACGGAAAUUUCCCAAUCGUGGACGUUGCUUCCUCUCCUACCUCUCGCAAGAUGCCACCAAGACCCCCAACUCCUAAAACCGCCCCAAACCAGCUCUACCGACAACCCCCGACCUCCCCCACGAAGCCCAAAUCGGGUCAAAGUCCAAAUUCGUCCCCUGUACCCAAACCGCAGACUUCUUUUCUAUACAUGCACACGCAAAACAUGCAACAAGGACGUUUUUCCUCGUCACAUCAGACUCAAGAAGAAGCGAUACCAGUGGAGCCAGGCUUAGAGGAAGAGAAAACGGUAUUUGGUAGCACGUUCAGCAAGUUUUACAAUUUCAAGGGUCUAAAGGACAAGAUGAGCAAGCUGCCCACACAGAGCAGGAGGAGCAGCGCCAGUGGAUCAGCCCAGCCCCGGAAAAGCACUGGAUAAGGCUGAAGUGGAGUAGAACUUUUUUUUAUUGAAGAGAAAACAUUUAAUUUUUAAGUAUUAAGUUGUCAUAGCAUAUUGAAUUUACUGUCAAAAAUGGAUAUCUACAGAAGUUAAAAUGACUUGAAAUCUUUAUCUGAGAAGUUCUUAAUGAUAUGGAUUUGAUUGCCAGAUUUACCAAGUGACGAUUUUCAAAUACAUGACAAAUUUAUUUAAAAAAAACAAAAAAAACUCAAAUGAUCUGGAGAAUAAAUGUCAAACCAAAUUUAUAUUUUGAAUGUUUUUAGCUUAAUUUUAACUUUAAGCAGUGAUACCUGUUUUUAGUUCUUUACCAUUUGUGCAUUUGUGAAAAUUUAAAUGUUUUUUUAAUUUAUAUUUUUUGUGCUUGUCUUUGUGAAUGUGAUUCACAAAAUAUAUAAUAUGGACAAAUCAAUCUUACUUUUUUUUUUACAGGUGGACAGGUUAUGUUUGUAAAUUAUGUAAACUAAAGGAAAGUAUUUUUAAAAGCUGUUAGGUUUUAGCUUUUUAACAUUGUUUGUGGUGUGUUUGCCACAUAAUAAAGACAUGUUAAUGGUAC
Molecule: messenger RNA, 5914 nt
Organism: Periophthalmus magnuspinnatus
Lineage: Eukaryota; Metazoa; Chordata; Actinopteri; Gobiiformes; Gobiidae
Product: proteoglycan 4
Exons: 5
Coding region: 265-5340 (1691 amino acids)
Source: RefSeq, a predicted model, not a curated record